Messenger RNA from Astyanax mexicanus (Mexican tetra), 2494 nucleotides. It is a transcript of the gene best2, whose product is annotated as bestrophin 2. The record is from RefSeq and is a predicted model, not a curated record. Bases 125 to 2065 code for a protein of 646 amino acids. Lineage: Eukaryota; Metazoa; Chordata; Actinopteri; Characiformes; Acestrorhamphidae. The transcript is spliced from 10 exons. Gene Ontology annotation, molecular function: chloride channel activity.
AGCCGGAGAGGGUUUAUAAUGCUCCUCUAUCCGGAGCUGUGAGGAGCUGUGAGCUGGAUCCUUCCCUGUCUAAAACAUCCUUCUGAUUUAAGUGUUUAUUGCAGUGUUUAUCUCGGGCGCACUCAUGACGGUGACGUACACCGCCCGCGUGGCCAACGCACGUUUCUGCGGCUUCUCCAAGCUGCUGCUGGCCUGGAGGGGCAGCAUUUAUAAAGUCCUGUACAAGGAGGUGCUGGCCUUCUUCAUACUGUACACUGCCAUCAGCAUCACAUACAGAUUCUUUCUGUUGGAUGAGCAGAAGAGAUAUUUUGAGAAACUCUCCAUUUACUGCAACCACUACGCCAGCCUCAUUCCCAUGUCUUUUGUAUUAGGGUUUUACGUGACUCUGAUAGUGAACCGCUGGUGGAGUCAGUACACCUCCAUCCCUCUGCCGGACAGCAUCAUGUGUGUGCUCUCCGGAGGUCUGCAGGGUGGAGAUGAACGUGGUCGGCUCCUCCGCCGGACGCUCAUGCGCUACGCCAGCCUGGCCUCGCUGCUCAUCCUGCGCUCUGUCAGCACCGCCGUCUUCAAACGCUUCCCCACCAUGGACCACGUAGUGGAGGCAGGUUUUAUGACGCGGGAGGAGAGGAAGAAGUUUGAGAGUCUGCACUCUCCCUAUAAUAAAUACUGGAUCCCGUGUGUGUGGUUCACUAAUUUGGCUGCCGUCGCUCGAUCUGAAGGCCGAAUCAAAGACGACAACACUUACAAACUGCUGUUGGAGGAGCUGAAUAAGUUCAGAGGGAAAUGCAGCCUGCUGUUCCACUACGACAUGAUCAGCGUACCACUCGUCUACACACAGGUGGUGACGCUGGCCGUCUACAGCUUCUUCCUGGUGUGUCUGAUUGGCCGGCAGUUUCUAGACCCCAGGCAAGCGUAUCCAGGUCACGACCUUGACCUCUACGUGCCCAUCUUCACCCUGCUGCAGUUCUUCUUCUACGCUGGCUGGCUGAAGGUGGCAGAGCAGCUUAUUAACCCAUUCGGAGAAGAUGAUGAUGACUUUGAGACCAACUGGCUCAUAGACAGGAACUUCCAGGUGUCUAUGAUGGCGGUGGAUGAGAUGUUUGGGGAUUUGCCGAUGAUGGAGCGUGAUCGUUACUGGAAUGAUUCGAACCCUCGGCCGCCGUACACCGCCGCUACUCUCUUCGUCCUCCGUAAACCCUCAUUUCAGGGCUCCACCUUCGACAUGGCAAUUCCCAAAGAGGAGAUGCACUUCCAGCCUCUGGAGGAGAUUGCGGAGAAUCUGGAAGAAUCCGUGACUCGGAAUCACAACCUCGCCCUUUUCAACCGCCUCUUAAACUCCGCCCCCUCUCCUACAGGAUUUGUGGGCGGAGCUUUCCGCAGAGCCUCCGCACAACUGCAGCGACUGACGCAUACCGCCAGCCCUGACCCCUCCUACUCGGAUGGGGAGGAGGACGGAGAGGGUUGCGUUGGGCGCAGCGGAGGAGCGGGUGGGUCCCUUCCAUCUGGAUUGGGACAAGACACCCAGAGCACCAUCUGCAGCUGUGGAGGACCUGGAGAGAUUAAAGUACCUGCAUUACCUGCAGUAUCUGACCUACCGUUUGACAAAAUGAAUGAGAUAGGAAAUGAAGACGGAUUGAAGAAUCUGCGGAAGAAGUCGGAGAACAAUGAAACAGAGGAGAGGCGACUUCCACUACCAGCACCCUUCCCUAAAGAACCAUGUGACAGACCCAAAGCUUCACGCUCAAGUGCCUUCACGCUUUCCUUGGGUCUGGUAAAGCCUCAGCUUUCCCCUUCAGCCACCGCCAACCGCUCAAUUCCAGACUUCUUCUCCUUCCAGCCAAUUGGAGACCAGUCAAAAGUCAUGACCCCGCAGUCGACCAGUGGCAAAGCACCAUCAGGUAUGUCGCUCCUGGCGGUUCCGAGCUUGGAUAUCCCAUCGUUUCCUGAAGUGAGGGAUCCAAGAUCUUCUCCUGAAGAACUUACGCAGCGUCUACGAAGCAUCAGCAUAGGCUCAGAGGUCAUCAAUUCGUCCAACAAGACUGUGGAGAGACUGAGCAACCUUUGAUCACUAGAUAGAAAUAUGAUGUUUCACUCAUCAUCAAAAAAUUCUUGCACCUAGGAAUAGUGGGAAUCUACUGCUGGAUUGAAGAACCUGCAGAAAAAGUCAGAGAAGAAUGAAACAGAGGAAAGGCGACCUCCAGUACCAGUGCCCUUCCCUAAAGGACCAUGUGACAGACUCAAAGCUUCACGCUCAAGUGCCUUCACUCUUUCCGUGGGUCUGGUAAAGCCUCAGCUAUAAAUAUGUUGCUAACAAACAGCUCUGGAAAAAAAUUAAGAGCACUUCAGUUUCUUAAUCAUUUUUUUCUGAUUUUGCUAUUUAUAGGUUUAUAUUUCAUUAAAAUGAACAUUGUUGUUUUAUUCUAUAAACUACAGACAACAUUUCUAAAAUAAAAAUAUUGUCAUUUAGAGCAUUUAUUUGCAGAAAAUGAGAAAU